CAUGCGCAUCGACGGAUGCGAUUCUAUGAGUGCCCGUUCUCUUCCCAGUCUUUAUCAAUGACCGGCCUAUCGGCGGAAGGCUCACCUGAGCUUCUGGGUAAUAAUCGGAGCGCUUAUUUCCAUCCUGGUCUUCUUCUGCCUUCUCUGUCGCGUGUCUCUUGAGUAAGCUCUAUCGUCCACUCUUACAUUACCAUCUCUCUCCUGGCAAAUUUGUUCCCAUGUGUCUUUGACUAAAUUCCUUACGGGGGCCUUUUCGGGGUUUUGCAUGUAUCACAGACUUGUCCACUCCAUAUGUUCCCCCGCUCCCAGCAUGAGGGUCACAGUUUGAGUUGAAUUAGACUGUGCCUCGACACUAGCUUGCAACUUAAUCAUCUAUCGGAACGGGUUGCUGGCCAUAUAUAAGAGGCAUCUGGAGAACCACGGAGACCCACUGCUCUCCUCGAGCUCAAUACCCCUCCACUUCACAUUCCUUAUACCAUGGCUACAUUCAAGCGCUCUCUUCUCUUCGUUGCCUACCUUGCAGUCGCUGUCAUCAAUGCGACUCAGGUCAUGCACCGCCCCGCCAGCUACAUGGAACCUCCGACCACGUACGCAAUAGAGGAAAACCCCAAGGUGAACAGGAUCCAGAAACGUGAUACCGGCAAGGCAUCCAUGGCAUACUUCACCAACUGGGGUAUCUAUGCAGCCAAUUUCCAACCGCAGAAUAUCGUUACGAAUACUUUGACGCACAUUCUCUAUGCGUUUGCGGAUGUGGAUCCGUCUACAGGAGCUGUUAAGCUCACUGACUCCUGGGCUGAUGAGCAGAAACACUACGACGGAGACAGCUGGAACGAUAGCGGGAACAACCUUUACGGAUGUUUGAAGCAGUUGUACCUUAUCAAGCUCGCCAACCGGAACCUCAAAGUUAUUCUCUCCGUUGGUGGUUGGACAUACUCACAAUCUGGUCAUUUCUCCUUUGUCACCUCCUCUUCGAGUCGUUCGACCUUUGUUUCCAACGCUGUGACUCUAGUUGAGGACUACGGUUUCGAUGGCAUUGACAUCGACUUUGAAUAUCCUUCCAACUCUGCGGAAGGUCAAGGCUUUGCCGACCUCUUGACCGAGUUACGCUCUGCCUUCGAUACACUUGCCACGUCCAAGGGCGACACCACUCCAUACCAACUUUCAGCCGCUGUCUCUGCCGGGCCAAAUAACUACGCCAACCUUGUUAUUCCUCAGAUGGACAAAGCUCUGACACAUUGGAACCUGAUGGCGUACGAUUAUGCCGGUUCCUGGUUGACCUACGCUGAUAACCAAGCCAAUCUUUAUGGUGGUGCUCGGACAGGGGUGAGCACUGAUGCUGCAGUGAAACAUUUCGUUUCUGCGGGAGCGGAUAUCAGUAAGAUCACAAUGGGUAUGCCAUUGUAUGGCCGGGCAUUCGAGAACACAAACGGUAUUGGCCAGUCUUACAACGGUAUUGGUGCGGGAACUAUCGAGGCCGGUAUUUACUCAUAUAAAGCGCUUCCUCUGGCUGGCGCCCAGGUCUAUGAAAAUGUCACCGAUGUUACGAGCUACUCGUACGACUCUUCUAAGAAGGAAUUGGUCUCAUACGAUACCCCGAAUAUCGUUUCCUUGAAGAGCAAGUACAUCCAGGACAACGGCAUGGCAGGAUCUAUGUUCUGGGAGCUGUCGACGGACAAAGUGGGUUCCGAGUCCCUCGUUGGUACCGCAGCUGGUGUACUCGGCACCCUCGACACGACACCGAACCAUAUCAGCUACCCGAACAGCAAGUGGGACAACAUCAGGAAUAACAUGGGACAGAGCGGAUCCACGCCUACGAGCUCCACGACCACUACCAGUGCUAGUUCGACACCUACGGGUGGAAGCGGAAGCUGCUCUGGCGUUUCAGCAUGGGAUUCGACAGCUGUCUAUGUCGGCGGCAACCAGGUAUCUUAUGGUAGGCUUUCCUCUUCUCGUUGGCGUUUAUUCGGCGGAAAGCUUUGGACUGCUUCUUGGUGGACGCAAGGUGAUACCCCCGGAGGUUCAGCUGGUGUCUGGAAAGCGGUUAGUACCUGCUGA
Molecule: messenger RNA, 2055 nt
Organism: Desarmillaria tabescens
Lineage: Eukaryota; Fungi; Basidiomycota; Agaricomycetes; Agaricales; Physalacriaceae
Product: glycoside hydrolase superfamily
Exons: 9
Coding region: 478-2055 (525 amino acids)
Biological process (GO): chitin catabolic process; carbohydrate metabolic process
Cellular component (GO): extracellular region
Molecular function (GO): chitin binding; carbohydrate binding; chitinase activity
Source: RefSeq, a predicted model, not a curated record